Molecule: messenger RNA, 3118 nt
Organism: Astyanax mexicanus (Mexican tetra)
Lineage: Eukaryota; Metazoa; Chordata; Actinopteri; Characiformes; Acestrorhamphidae
Gene: cyp2u1
Product: cytochrome P450 2U1
Exons: 5
Coding region: 139-1749 (536 amino acids)
Biological process (GO): xenobiotic metabolic process
Cellular component (GO): intracellular membrane-bounded organelle; cytoplasm
Molecular function (GO): iron ion binding; heme binding; oxidoreductase activity, acting on paired donors, with incorporation or reduction of molecular oxygen, reduced flavin or flavoprotein as one donor, and incorporation of one atom of oxygen
Source: RefSeq, a predicted model, not a curated record
GUCCCAAGCACAACAUAAACAACGGCAGCUCUGCAGGGUCAGGAGAAUGAUCAGCAGAACCGGGUCAGAGCGCCGCUCCGAGUUCUGUGCUGUGCUGCAGGUCGGGUUCGGGCUGUGAUCGGGUUCGGUACCGCAGGGAUGGAGACUGGGUUCCGGCAGUUAUGGCAGGAGGUCCGCCUCUCGCCGCUCUCCUCGGUGAACAUCGCGGCGCUGGCCGUGUUCCUGGUGGUGUUCUUCUUGUUCAGACACUUCGGGAGAACCAGGCGCUUCCUGAACAUCCCCCCGGGCCCGACCCCGCUGCCCGUCGUGGGGAACUUCGGCAGUCUGGUCGUUCCUCCGUUCGUGCUGAAGCUGUUCGCGCGCCGCGGGGAUUAUGAGAACAGCCAGGCGCACCCGCUGUCCCCGCAGGUGGGCCUGAUGCAGCUCUCCCGGCUGUACGGGAACGUCUACAGCAUCUUCGUGGGGAAUCAGCUGCUGGUGGUGCUGAACGGAUAUGAGAUGGUUAAAGACGCGAUGACCAACUACACAGAGGUGUUCUCAGACCGACCUGACAUCCCUCUGGUUUCUAUACUCACCAAAAGAAAAGGUAUUGUGUUUGCACCCUAUGGCACAGUCUGGAGAAGGCAGCGCAAGUUCUGCCACACGGCUCUACGAAAUUUCGGGCUUGGCAAGCUGAGCCUGGAGCCUUGUAUACACGAGGGCUUCACUAUUGUUAAGGCUGAGCUGCUCAAACGAAGUCAGGAAGCAGGAGCAGCGGGAAUGGACCUGACCCCCUUGAUCAGCAACGCUGUGUCCAAUGUCAUUUCAUCCAUCAGCCUGGGCCAGCGCUUCCACCACCAAGACGAGGAGUUUCGCACCCAGCUGAACCUCAUGGCCAGUGGGCUGGAGAUCAGCGUCAACAGCCCUGCCCUUCUCAUCAACAUCUUCCCGUGGCUGUACUAUUUACCUUUUGGUGUCUUCAAGCAGCUCCGCAAAGUAGAGAGGGACAUCACAGCUUUCCUGAAGAAGAUCAUAGCCAAACACAGAGCCACUCUGGACCCAGAAAACCCCAGGGAUUUCAUAGACAUCUACCUGAUAGAGAUGCUGGCACAGGAAAAAGCAGCAGAGCUUGAAGAAGGCGGAUUCUCAGAAGAAUAUCUCUUCUUCAUAAUAGGUGACCUGUUUAUUGCAGGCACUGAUACCACCACUAACAGCAUACUGUGGCUGGUGCUGUACAUGUCUUUAUAUCCUGAUGUUCAAGAGAAAGUUCAGAAAGAGAUCGAUGCCGUGGUGGGAUCAGGGCGACUUCCAUCUCUGACUGAUAAGGGAACUCUACCGUACACAGAGGCCACAAUCAUGGAGGUCCAGAGAAUGACGGUGGUGGUGCCGCUCUCCAUACCUCACAUGGCCUCCAAGACCACAGAAUUUCGAGGGUACACGAUUCCUAAGGGCACUGUUAUCAUCCCCAAUCUCUGGUCAGUCCAUAGAGAUCCUACUGUGUGGGAGAAUCCGGAUGACUUCUGUCCGUCACGCUUUCUAGAUGAACAGGGACAACUUCUGAGGAGCGAAUAUUUCAUUCCAUUUGGAAUAGGUCGGAGGGUGUGUAUGGGGGAGCAACUGGCAAAGAUGGAGCUUUUCCUAAUGUUCACCUGCAUGAUGCAGGCCUUCACCUUCAGCCUUCCAGAGGGCCAUCAGCCUCCACCCAUGAAUGGGCGCUUUGGCCUCACGCUGGCCCCCUACCCAUACAAAGUCUGUAUAACGCCACGCUGAUCCAGAUCACUAUCAGAUGGCAGGGCCAGUUCUAUUUUGAAACUUGAUCUUAAUGCUAUAGUGCUUUUAUAAAAACUGUACUGGGCUGUGACCAGUACUUUGCACUUGAAACUCAGCUGGCAUCCAUAGGAGGGCUACUGUUCAUAUACAUACCAGUGUGAUUUUAGUUUUAGUUGGAUUGGUUUGUUUAUUGGUUAUUUCAUAACAUCAUUUGAAACAUUUCAAUGUUUUUGUUUUAGGCCUGUAACUGUUUUUAGUGGAUUAUGUAUUGUUCCAGAAAGUAUUGCUGUAAACAAUAUUAUUGUCAUUUUGAGACCAUUUUAUGACACUGAUUUAACGAUAAUAUUCUAAAAUUAUAAUAAUACAGUUACACCCCUUUCAAAAGGGAUGAACUCUUAAUUAUCAGGAAUAUAUAUGGUUAUGUUAAUAUACUGUAAGAUAUGUUGAUAAUGUAAUUAUUGCGAGAGGCAUACUGUUUUUUUAAAAGAUGUUCCAAACUAUUUCAAACUUUUGAAAAGGAAACUAUGGCAUUUCACAACUUUUGAAACUUUUCAGCUUUUGCACUUUCAUAGGAUCUAUGAUGGGACUCUCUCCCUCUUUUACCCUUCGUCUUAAAUAUAUGCACUUUAUUCAAAUGUUGCUUACAUUAAUUUAAUGUAAUAUUAAUAUUUUUAAUUUAUCCAUUUUACCAUUUCAUUUAGGAAUGAAAGGUACAUUGCACCAAAGUUCAUUUCCAUUUUUGUUGCUGUAAAACAAUGAACAAUCAAAUGUAGUUGAUAUUUAGUAUUACAUUUUAUUUCAACACAUUUAUGAUCUGCUGUGAAUUGAUACGGUUGAUACGCACAUUUCAUUUAACAGCCCUCAAAAUGAACUCAUGGAACUGAAAUAAGCAUGAAAUACAAGUAAAACAAUGUAUGCUGCUUUCUAUGCACUUCUAAUGCAAUUUGCUGACCUACUUACAGCAUUUCCACGUGGGUAGAGCCACUUAAAGCCAGAUGCUCAAAAUAUAUGUUAUGAUAAGCUGCAAUAAAGAAAAUAAUGAAAUCACUGUUUUAUUACAGUGGUAUAUGCUGUUGAUACAGCUCAGGCUGUUUAUGGCUGUGUUUUCCUCUUUAUUACAAAUAUCUGCAGAUUUUGCAUGCUGGCUGUCUUUUGAAAUGCACAUUGAACUAUAAAAUGCACCCUUCAGUAUAAAAUACAUUUAUAAAAAGUAUAAAAUAAGACUGUACUCAUGGAUCUCAUGGGUAUGAAUUGUUCUCUGUUUUUUCUGCUUGAUGUCUUGUAACAGGGCCUCAGUGGGAAUGAGGUAUUUGGCCUAUUUUGGACAAUCCUGUUAAAAUAGAGAAAUAAAUAAAUAAAUAAAAACAUG